Centropristis striata (black sea bass) is the source of this 2482-nucleotide messenger RNA. RefSeq names its product chromatin assembly factor 1, subunit B (gene chaf1b). The record is from RefSeq and is a predicted model, not a curated record. The coding region runs from base 94 to 1938 and encodes 614 amino acids. Gene Ontology annotation, molecular function: protein binding. The transcript has 14 exons. Gene Ontology annotation, cellular component: CAF-1 complex; nucleus. Gene Ontology annotation, biological process: nucleosome assembly; DNA replication-dependent chromatin assembly. Lineage: Eukaryota; Metazoa; Chordata; Actinopteri; Perciformes; Serranidae.
CCAUCAGACCGGAAGUUUUGAACGAAUCAUACGCGGGAAUUUACUCACCGCUUCAGCUGGACAACAGAGGAGGUCGGUGUUGGAUAUUAAAAAAUGAAGGUCGUAACGUGUGAGAUUGCAUGGCACAACAAGGAGCCAGUGUACAGUCUGGACUUCCAGCACAGCUCGGAUGGACGCAUUCAUCGGCUGGCCACAGCUGGAGUGGACACCACAGUCAGACUGUGGCGGGUAGACACGAGCCCAGAUGGAAAGGCAGUGGUAGAGUUUCUAUCUAAUCUGGCUCGACAUACCAAGGCUGUCAACGUGGUUCGCUUUAGCCCCAAUGGAGAGCUGCUUGCCUCAGGAGGAGACGAUGCAGCAAUUCUGCUUUGGAAGCUCAACGACUCUAAGGAGCCGGAGCAGGCGCCCGUGUUCCAGGAGGAAGAAGACGCUCAACUCAACAAGGAGAGCUGGUCUGUGGUCAAGACACUGAGGGGGCACAUAGAGGACGUGUAUGACAUCUGCUGGACACGGGAUGGAAACUUCAUGGUGUCUGGCUCUGUCGACAACACUGCGAUUAUGUGGGACAUCAACAAAGGACAGAAGCUGUCCAUCUUGAAUGACCAUAAGAGCUACGUGCAGGGGGUGACCUGGGAUCCUCUGGGACAAUAUGUAGCCACGCUCAGCUGUGACAGAGUGAUGCGUGUUUACAGCACUCACACCAAGAAGAAAGCCUUCUGUAUCAGUAAAAUGAGCUCUGGGCCGCUUGCAGAGGGAGAGGUCAAGCAGUACAGAAUGUUCCACGAUGACAGCAUGAGGUCGUUUUUCCGACGCCUUUCAUUCACGCCAGAUGGAUCUUUCUUGCUCGCCCCAGCCGGGUGUGUGGAGAUCGGAGAAAACAUCAUAAAUACCACCUACGUGUUUUCCAGGAAGAGUCUAAAGAGACCUAUCGCCCACUUGCCGUGUCCAACUAAAGCUACACUGGCUGUACGCUGCUGCCCUGUCUACUUUGAACUGAGGACUAAGAAGGAAGAAGAUGGCUCUAUUCAGACUCUUCCCAAUGUCUUCCAGUUGCCAUACCGCAUGGUGUUUGCUGUGGCAUCUGAGGACUCCAUCUUCUUGUACGACACACAGCAGACGCUUCCUUUUGGCCUGGUGUCCAACAUCCACUACCACACACUCAGCGAUCUUACAUGGUCUCGAGACGGUUCUUUCCUGGCUGUGUCCUCCACAGACGGCUACUGCUCCUUCCUAUCCUUCUCGCCUGGGGAGCUGGGCACUCCGCUGAAGGAGCCUCCCACCCUGGAGGUCUUUACCCCAAGCAGUGUUGUUGAGAAAAAGGGUAAGAAGGCCAGGACGUCAUCUCCUUUAACCCAGACGCCAAGCUCAGCACCAACUCCCACAUCUCAAACCAGCCUGGGCAAAGAUGUUCCUGCCGUCACCCCUCCAGAGGAGAAGAAGAACACCCCGAGUGCCAAAUCUAAACCUCAGCCGCGAAGGAUCACCCUCAAUACCCUGCAGGGCUGGGGGAAGCCCUCGACACCUAAAACUACAACUCCUUCAGCACCUCAGACCCCAACAUCUGCGAGCACAAGCGCACCCUCUACUCCCCAGCCCCGCGUCACCCCUCUCACCCCAACCAACUCCUCCAAAACCCAGCCACGCACCGCCCCCCUGACCCCCUCCACCCCAAAAGCCCUCAACAGUGCUAAUAAUGCCGGGUCCACUACUCCUAAGGGUACAACCACUCCAAAAGGGCCCACUCCAAGGAGAGUGUCUCUGACUCCCGUUACCCUCCGAUCUCCAGCUGUCAGUUCACUCUUCCGCACCCCCUCCUCCACUGAGAAGGCCAAACAUGAACGCCCUUCUCCUCCCACUGAUCCAGUGUGCCAGCCUCCAGAGCCCAAGCGGCCCAAGACCAGUGAGCUCCCAUCAAAGACCAACAGCACCCAGACUUAACGUCUACCGGGAACAGUGUGGUGCUAUGAUAUCAUUAAAGAGUACAUACAGUGGAGGGUGACAGGAUAAGAAGCUUUAGUACAAAACCGCUAAGGCUGUAACAGGUGCAGCAGCAUUGUGUGUGUGUUGAUAUUGUCUGUACUUGGUUUGACUAGAUGAAGCUUUAACCUCAAAUAACGCACUGUGUUAUAAAACAAACUGCAUUGCAGUAGGUGUCCUUUGAAUAAAUGCUUAUUUUAGUCGUGUUUUUGUAUUAUACGGUGAACAGAUAAUUGUAUUCUAUUUGACUUGUUUGACAUUUAGGUGCGCUAUAGGGCUGAAGAUGAAGAUUUUAUCUCACUUUUUUAUUAAGGAAAUGUGAUGGUUAAACUGCAUUCAAAACCUGAAGAAAAAAAAACACAAAGCACCCCAAGGUUUACUGCCUUGAAAGAGCUUUGAAUAUAGAACCUGAUUUUUAAUUUGCUGAAGACUGGGCCAGCAGAUUGAAUGAAAAGCUCAAAAUUUCAAGUAUUUUUCUUGUCUAAUAAAGGAAAUUUCACAUCCA